AUGGUGCUCCGCAAACAGCCUCCACCUCGCCUUGAGAAUCUUCACAAAGGGAAUGCUUAUCCGGCCACUCGUUCCCCAACCUCUCCAACCUCAGCCUCCUCUCGCCGUCGGCCCUUAAACGGAAUUCCCUCCCAAGAGUCCAUCUACUCCCCCGACCUCAAUACCUCUCCAGCUUUCGAUCUAAUGCCACUGGAAGAAGCUCAGAGAUCUCCGGUAGGCUCGCCGACUACAUACCCACCAAAUUCCUGGACUGAAAACAGGGAGGAUCGAACCGUCCAUAUGAGACCCAACUCCGAAACAUAUCCUGAAGGCACAAUGCACAAAAUAGAACGAAUACCAGUAGCUCUUGAUACCCAGCAGCAACCUGUACUGGAGAGUCAUAGAGUACAGACUGGGGAUGUACCAGUACAAUUGCGGUCGAACAAUCCGUUCUUGAAGCCAAGGAAACCUGUACCUUCACAAGCCACGCCCGACCGGCCCGAUUGGAGUCGCGAUUCUAAUACGACGACAAUCAGUGAUCCUCUGAGCCAAACGGACGGAUAUAUCCCCAUGACAGCCAGACUAUCGCUACUAGAUGCAGAGGAGCAGGCAUCCUCAUGGGCAGAUCAGGAAAGAAGCAACUCGGAAUCUCACCGCGCGGUGCCGAGCGACUUACCUCGAGAUCAAUCCCCAUGGGGAUCGCAACAUUCAAUUGAGAUCUCAGCAGCUCAGGAAAUAUACAUACAAGGAGGACAAACCAAUCCAUAUACCCCCGCGGUAGUCAUACAGCCUUCUGAUUCAACCGAAGAUCACUACUCCUUACAACCGCCUUACUCGCAUGAUAGACUGGGCUCAGAUGCGGGUGCCCACUCUCCCUCUGUUUUUUCCAGUGCAACAUCGGCAACGUCGCAUGAAUUGAUCGACAUAGAUUCACAUGAAAAUGUUGGGGUGGAGACUGGAUCUCAAAAGGCAGCGUCCUCAAUUUACUCUGCCGAUGGGUUUCCACCCAAAUCAGAAAAUGGGGCACUACUAGAUGCAAAAUCACCCCCAGCAGUUCCAGCACCUUCACAGCAGGCUCAGGAGGACAAGCCAGCCACGACACUGCAAACUCCGAGCGUCAAACUUACUCCCGCCGAGGAAGUAAGGCACCAGGAGCAGCGCUCAGAAACGUAUUCUAUUCGACAAAUUAAUUGGAAGGAUCGGGCAGGAAAUAUCCAGCAGUCUCCUAUCCUUGUUCAAAACAACAAUGGGCCCUGUCCGCUGCUUGCGCUCAUCAAUGCCUUGGUGCUGCGUGCAGACCCAAAUAUACAGCCGCCUAUUGUAAAGGCAUUGCGAACGCGUGAACAAAUUUCGCUAGGGCUUUUGAUCGAGGCCUUAUUCGAGGAGCUGAUUACUCGCUUGGGCCCCGAUGACCAAUUUCCAGACAUUGAGGCUCUUUCUCGUUUUUUGACAAUGUUGCAUACUGGUCUGAAUGUCAACCCUCGCCUGACACUGGAAACGAAUAAUUCACUAGGUACAUUUUUACAAACCUCCGAUCUUCAACUAUACAGCACAUUCGGUGUUCCUUUGAUUCAUGGAUGGGUUGCGUCGUGGUCAAGCAUGGCUCAUUCAGCCAUGACACGCGUCGCAGAAUACCAUGAAGAUAUUCAAUUGUUGCAUUUCCGCAAGCAAGAACUCGAAGAUUGGGUGAUGCGAGGCGAAUCACUAUCUCCAGCGGAAGAACAAGAAAUGGCAGACAUACAAGCAAUUCAAAAUUUCGUCGAGGUUGAAAAUGCGACUCAGCUCAGUCCUUUUGGAUUGACACAAUUGAGUACACGGUUGGCCCCAGGCUCAGUCUCGAUUUUCUUCCGGAACGAUCAUUUCUCUACGCUCUAUAAACAUCCCGAAUCCCACCAGCUUUUCAUGCUGGUAACUGAUGCAGGCUAUGCCAACCAUGCCGAAGUGGUAUGGGAAUCUCUUGUUGAUGUGACUGGGUUCAACUCGGAGUUUCUCGCUGGCGACUUUCGCGCUGUUGGCCAUGGCCCAUCUGGAUCUGCAGGUCCAAGUGGUGCCCCCACAUCGAGUGCUCCACCAGCUGCCGAUCUUGCCCCAGCCACUGAAUUGUCAGGCAGAUUGUCCCCACAGGAACAAGCCGAUGCAGACUAUGCAUAUGCUCUUUCUCUUCAGUUCCAAGAAGAGGAGCAACGCGAGAGAACAAACAGCUCUCAAGGGAGCCUUCCAACAAGUCCCAGGAGCAACAGUCAACAUGGAAUAAACGAUCAUCCAAGAAACCCCAAUCGACAGAGAAUGCACGACCAACAGACUAGCGACAAUCACCAACGACCUUACGACCAGCUGGGGAAUAACAAUCGGCAAAGAAGUUACGACCAGCAAGCGAGCGAUAACCAACAAAGAAAUUACGACCAGCAAGGGAACAACAGCCGACAAAGGAGCAACUAUCGCAACUCGGCUCCUCUUCGUAGCCCUAAUUCGUCAAGCAUUCGCAUGAACAACCCACCAAGUCGAUCCUCCAGUACUACAAAUACCGUGGGUAUUCGUCCGGCACGCCAACCACACAGUGACCCUGAUCCCGAUGACCCUAAUGCUCCUCCCCCUCCUUACGAAGCCACGAACCGGCCACGCUAUUCGCCGCCAGCGAGGCCAUCUCCUUUCACCGAAUUUCCCAGCGAGUAUUCUUCAAAUCAAUACCCUGGCAAUCGAAACCCACGGUACAACCGAUAUUCCACACCGGCAAACAGCCAGGGUAGCAGCCGACCAGACCCCGAACGAUACAAUCCCAACCAGAGAAAUAAAGACUGCGUCAUGAUGUGA
Penicillium verhagenii is the source of this 2790-nucleotide messenger RNA. RefSeq names its product MINDY family deubiquitinase. Gene Ontology annotation, biological process: protein K48-linked deubiquitination. Gene Ontology annotation, molecular function: cysteine-type carboxypeptidase activity; cysteine-type deubiquitinase activity; K48-linked deubiquitinase activity. Gene Ontology annotation, cellular component: cell periphery; cytosol. The record is from RefSeq and is a predicted model, not a curated record. Bases 1 to 2790 code for a protein of 929 amino acids. The transcript has 3 exons. Lineage: Eukaryota; Fungi; Ascomycota; Eurotiomycetes; Eurotiales; Aspergillaceae.